This is a messenger RNA of Daldinia vernicosa, 1680 nucleotides long. RefSeq names its product yellowish-green 1-like protein. Lineage: Eukaryota; Fungi; Ascomycota; Sordariomycetes; Xylariales; Hypoxylaceae. The record is from RefSeq and is a predicted model, not a curated record. The transcript has 5 exons. The coding region runs from base 240 to 1502 and encodes 420 amino acids.
CGGGAAUCCCCACACCCGGCCGUCCGGCUCCUCACCCUUCCGUUACGUCUUAUUUAAUAGUAACGAUAUAACACAGCACUCGGCUUUUAAUGCUUUAGCCUUUAGUAAUCCUAGAAUCACCUAUAGUUAUAUAUCUAACACAAUCGCUGGCCUUUUCGCCCAUUAUCUGGAUUAUCUGCAGCAUUCAACUAAAAUAUUAGGUGGCUUAUAGAAUUAGAGAUCUCACUCCUUAGGUCACCAUGGCUGCUCCGGGGAAUAAGUUCUUUAUCCAAGAGAAACUCAAGCAAACCGCACCACACCAUGAGAGCUUCCAGGCCUUAUGGGAGACGAAGUGGAAGCAGCCGUGUAAGAUGGGCGUAUACCCAUUCAUGUUUGGGACUACACAAGACUUCCAACCCGUGGUCGAUGACAUUAUCGCGAAAGGGCUAAAGAGACCUUACGAUUGGGACGAAUACGCGCAGUGCUUCUUUCCAAAAGCAGAGGAGCUCGUGGCCCGCGCAGACGCCGCUAAUAAUGAAGGGGAAUGGGCCAAGGCUUCGGAAUUGUACUUGCGAGGUUCAGCACUCUACCGCAUCGCCCGGUUUCCGGCACCCCGUUCCGAGAAACAGCAAUACGCCUGGAAAAAAGGCAAGGAGGCCGCUCUUAAGGGGCUAGAGCUAUCGCGGCAUCCCAUGGUAGAAAUAGAGAUCCCACACGUUCACGCAGCGAACGGUGACGGGCCCAUCCUUUAUGCUUACUACCAUCGCCCGACGGGUUUGUCCAAGUCGCCAACUUGUCCCCUAAUCAUCAUAUUCACGGGUCUGGACGGCUACCGGACAGAACUGGCCGUGUGGAAGGACGGUUGGGCGGAAGUAGGCUGUGCUACACUCGUUGUCGAGAUCCCCGGCACCGGUGAUAACCCCGGCGCGCCAUCUGAUCCCUCUAGCCCCGACCGAGUCUGGAGCAGCUUGUUCGACUGGGUCGCGCAGCAGGACGACAUUGACCAGAGCCGCAUCGUCAACUGGGGCUUCAGUACGGGAGGGUACUACUCGAUACGUGUGGCGCAUACCCAUGCCGAUAAGUUGAAGGGAGUGGUGGCUCUUGGGGGUGGUGCCCAUCAUAUGUUUGAUCCGGAGUGGCUGGAUGCGGUUGACGACUUGGAGUAUCCUUUCGACCUCGCCCAUACGCUCAGUUACAAGUUCGGAUACGCAGAUCAAGAGUUUGAAAAAUUCAAGAAAGAGGCGCGAGACAAAUUCUCUCUGCUAACUACCGGCAUACUGGAUAAGCCGUGCACACGUCUGCUUCUGGUAAACGGAACCGAAGACGAGAUCUUCCCAAUUGACGACUAUUAUCUAUGUCUACAACAUGGCGGCCCGAAAGAAGCUCGGUUUGUCCCGGGAGUCAAACACAUGGGCGAACCACAAUCCUUCUCUAUUAUUCUGCAAUGGAUCUUUAAGCUGCUCGAUAUCCAAGGAGAUGUGGGGAAAUUCCUGUCUACUAUCCCAUUUAAGCCGAAAUAUUAGAUAGCUAUAGCUUGGUAUUCCUAGAAUAUAAGGUAAUCAGCAUUGUAUAUAGCACGAGCAAGAUCUGUAUGGAAAUAGAACAUAUUUGUGAUCUUAACCUGGCGUUGCUUGUAUAUCCCGACUACCAGAGACAAACCACAAAACUAUAGGAAUAGAAUGAAAAAUGAAAUUGGUACCU